AUGCACCACCACCCAUCACCACCACCACCAUCCUCCAUAACCACCUCUAUCUACCACUCACCAAAACCAUCAACUACCAUCAUUAUAAACAACCACUACUUACCAUCACCCAACCACCAUCACCCACCGCCACCACCUACACCUACACCCACCACCAUCAACCACCACCACUACCUGCCAUCACCACCACCACCACUACCACUUAUCACCACCAUCCGUUACCACCACCUUUACCCACCAUUCUCCAAAACCACCCUCUGCCUCCACCAUCACCACUUACCACCUACCACCGCCCAACCACCACCACCACCCACACUCACACCCGUCACUCGCCACCAACCAGCACCCACCACAACCACACACUACCUACCACCAACACCACCCACCACCCGCCACCACCAUUACUACCACCAUUACCACCACUCGACACUAAUACCCCUACCACCACCUAGCCACCACCACUAG
This is a messenger RNA of Lactuca sativa (garden lettuce), 465 nucleotides long. Lineage: Eukaryota; Viridiplantae; Streptophyta; Magnoliopsida; Asterales; Asteraceae. The record is from RefSeq and is a predicted model, not a curated record.